This is a messenger RNA of Eimeria mitis, 912 nucleotides long. RefSeq lists its product as uncharacterized. The transcript has 3 exons. The coding region runs from base 1 to 912 and encodes 303 amino acids. The record is from RefSeq and is a predicted model, not a curated record. NCBI's taxonomy places the organism in Eukaryota, Apicomplexa, Conoidasida, Eucoccidiorida, Eimeriidae.
AUGCAACCGGCCCCACCGCUGCAGCACCCGCAGCAGCGUAGGUCGUUGGUGCGGCUAGCGCUUUCUGCUCCUUCUCAGCAGCACCUCACUAACACGGGGGCUGCGACGGGGCAUUCAACGCAGCAGGAUCCCACACCUGGGAGCACUGGGCGCAGCCCGACAGCAGCAGCAGCAGCAGCAGGAGCAGCAGCAGCAGAGGAAGCCCCUCUCGUGCUGCACCUGCCAGCGGUGCCACAGGGGUGGAACUUUCAAACAGAUGCGGAGGCCGUAGAAAGGACAGCAGUAGCAGCAGCUGCUGCUGCAUGCGGCGAUUUGCUGCUGCUGCCUCUUUCCUUAGGGGACUUACAGGGUCCCAGGUCGUUGCUCUUGCAGCAGCAGCCGCUGCCGCUCCUCUUCUCUGCGCUGCAGCUGCAGCUGCUGCUGCGCACACUGCAGCAGCAGGACCCGCCUGCUGCAUCUCUGUCGGUCGCAGCAGCAGCAAAAAGGACUAAGCCUCUGGUGCUGCUGCUUACCGACCCGAGUACUACCACUGAGAAAGCAGCAGCAGAGGCAGCUGAAGGAACAGCAGCAGCAGGAUCAGAUGCAACAGCAGACACACUACGCCUCGCUACAGCGCGUGCAGUUCUGCGCUUGUUAGAGACUGAGUGGAAAGCAGCGGCCGGCGAGAUGGGGAUGAAUGAACCGACGGGACAGCAGCAGCAACAGCAAGAGCAGCAGCAGCAGCAGGAGGGUCCCGCUGGAGAAAGCGUAUUUGCAGCAGCAACUCAACUCGUUGCUUUCUUUACACCGUGCGAGAGAAGCGCCGCCCGCAAUACAAAAGGGCAACUCGCAGCAGCAGCAGCAGCAAGGAGUUGGUGCUGGUGGAGAGAGAGCAGGAGGCAGCAGCAGCAGCAGCGCAUUGCUGCUGUUUGA